This is a messenger RNA of Lampris incognitus (smalleye Pacific opah), 4205 nucleotides long. It is a transcript of the gene dhx58, whose product is annotated as DEXH (Asp-Glu-X-His) box polypeptide 58. NCBI's taxonomy places the organism in Eukaryota, Metazoa, Chordata, Actinopteri, Lampriformes, Lampridae. Gene Ontology annotation, cellular component: cytoplasm. The record is from RefSeq and is a predicted model, not a curated record. The transcript has 12 exons. Bases 74 to 2179 code for a protein of 701 amino acids. Gene Ontology annotation, biological process: innate immune response; positive regulation of interferon-beta production; response to virus. Gene Ontology annotation, molecular function: DNA binding; ATP binding; double-stranded RNA binding.
AAGAAACCCACGGAGCGACGGUCGAUCCAGUGGACUGCACGUCUGACUCGACAGGAGAAUAAAGCACAGUAGGAUGUCAGACUUUGGGCUUCGUGGAUACCAGGAGGAGGUGGUGGCGAGAGCACUGCGGGGCGAGAACAUCAUCAUCUGUCUUCCCACUGGAGGAGGGAAGACCCGUGCUGCCGUCUAUGUGGCCAAAAGACACUUGGAUACCAACCCAGAGGGCAAGGUUAUGGUACUGGUCAACAAGGUUCAUCUGGUGGACCAGCAUUACAGCAAAGAAUUCAUGCCUCACCUGGGCCGCCAGUACAGAGUGGUGGCAGUGAGUGGGGAAUGUGACGAGAAGGACUUCUUUGGAAAUGUUGUAAGGGACUCGGACAUGAUCAUUUGCACGGCACAGAUCCUGGAGAAUGCUCUGAUCAACACGGAGGACAGCAAACAUGUUAAGCUUUCAGCAGAGUCUCCUACGAAUAAAGUAACAGUACAUCAUAGAAGAUCGUUUCCCCCCCCCCUCGCUACAGACAUCACUCUGCUGAUCAUUGAUGAGUGUCACCACACUCAUAAAGAGGAGGUCUACAACAAGAUAAUGAGGCGCUAUGUGGAGAAGAAAGUCAGAGGAGAGAGGCCGCUGCCACAGAUCCUGGGCCUCAUGGCAUUACCUGGGACAGGGGGGGCAAGAACCCUAGAAAAGGCUGUGGAGCAUGUAUUGCAGAUUUGUGCAAACUUGGACUCAGCCAUAGUCUCAUCUAAACUCUGUGUCCACGAGCUAAAGGAGAAGGUACCGAGACCUGUCAAAAGGUUUGACAUCGUAGACCAACGACAUAAAGAUCCACUUAGGGAUCAUCUGAGGCAGAUGAUGGAGAGGAUCCAUGACUUCAUGGGAAUAACUUCAGACAUUACACUGAGGGAGACCGGCACACAGGAGUAUGAGACAGAUGUAGUUUUGCUAGAGCAGCAUGGUGUGAGAGAGGACAACAGACUGCUGGCACAAUGUGCUCUCCACCUCAGACAGUAUAAUGAUGCCCUGCUCAUCAAUGACACCUUACGAAUGAUGGAUGCCUAUACUUCGCUAGCAGACUAUUACAAUACCAAAGUUGCCUCAGCCAUCGAUGGAACAGACCGCUUCCUUCUGGCACUUUUCCAAGAAAACAAGACAACGCUGAAAACAAUAGCAAGAGACACUCGCUUUGAGAACCCAAAGAUGGACAAGCUUCAGAGCAUUCUGCUGAAGCAGUUUGGGCCAAGUACCAACUCCAAGGGCAUUAUCUUCAGUAAGACCCGCAAAAGCAUUCACUGCCUUCAAGACUGGGUCCUCAGCAACCUGGCUUUACAGGAAGCCGGUAUCAAAGCAGCCACACUCACUGGCUCUGGCAGCGGCAUCUCCUACAUGACCCAGGGUGAGCAGAAGGAAACGAUCCAGAAGUUCCGCAAAGGUAACCUCAACCUUCUGAUCUCCACCAGUGUGGCUGAAGAGGGCCUCGAUAUCCCAGAAUGCAACCUGGUGGUGCGCUACGGGCUACUUACGAAUGAGAUUGCCCAGCAGCAGGCCAGCGGUCGCGCCCGGGCGAGAGACAGCGUGUACUCAGUGGUGGCCCAGGCUGGGGGACGGGAGGUGCGCCGCGAACUCACAAAUGAAUACCUGGAGGAGCUGACCGAUGAAGCCUUGAGCAAGGUUCAAAGCAUGAGUUACCAAGAGUUCAGGGCCAAGAUAACCAAGCUUCAAGAAGAGGAAGUUCUGCGUCGUCAGUUAAUGCAAAACCUGACGCUUGACAAGAAGAACUGUUACAGCGCAGACAAUAUUCAGCUCCUGUGUAGAAACUGCUUUAAGCCCGUGGCCUCUGGUAGUGACAUAAAACUCGUUGACAACUCGCACUAUGUUAACGUCAACCCCAAAUUUGCAGGGCUCUAUAAGAGAGGUGGGCAGGUCUUCAUGGAAAGGAGUUUUGAGGAUUGGGAGCCCGGAUGUACAAUCAACUGUGGUAAAUGUGGCAAGCACUGGGGAUGUGAGAUGAAGUAUAAGAAGGUUGCCCUGCUGCCCAAUCUGGCCAUCAAGGAAUUUGCCCUGCAAAUUGCAGAUAAGAGAAUGACUGUCAAAAAGUGGAAGAAUGUUCCGUUCACUGUAAAUGAUUUAAACUUCAGUGAAUACUGCAAAAAAAAUUUUUUAGACUUGUCUAACUGAGACAAUGGUUAAAAUGGCUUCACUGGUAUGUCACUGGUAUGAUGGGGAGGGGGGGGGGAUUUUCCUGGCAUUCAUUCCGCUGUGCCGCUGCUCUGUUUUUCCGCUCAAGCGAGACAUUAUUUAGGUCUCAGCUUGUCGAUGGCUUGUCAAUGUUUUUACUCUUAACAGUUCCCAGUAUGAAACGAUGCAAAAAAAUAUGCAUUGCAGGGGUCGCGUUAACCGAAUAUUUUCCGUCUUUGACCGAUAUUUUUUUUUAACAAUGACGGAAAAAUCGGAAGGCUGUCCGUCAUUUGACCGAUUAAAUUCACACGCAACACUCAUUAAACACACGCAGGCCGGCCACCUGUUGUAAGCCCCACUGUCCACUUGGUGGCGAUUGUGCAUCAUUAAUUAGCCCCGCUUCUUCGUUGCCAACUUGUUUUAAACAAGCUAAGUAGGCUAUCACACAAUUUCGCGGCAGCGGAGUGUUCGGAGUAUCUUUCAAAAACCGAAUGUGGUUGAUAAACGAGCCGGUGGGAAAAAAAGAGGGAUUGAUGAGGUGGAGGAUGAAAGACAAGAAGAACCCAGAAAUUAAUUCUGACGAUGACCAACAAGCCAGCGGCAGUUGACGACAACGAGCAGGCGGAGUCCGCGGAGCAAGCAAGCGGUAGCAACCCCACGACCAAGAGAGAAUACCGGGUUCAGUGGGAGCAAGAAUUCCCCCGGCUGAGGAGGGAAGGUGGAAAAAUGUCCUGCGAUGUCUGCACGAAAGCUAAUGUGCGUCCUGGAUUUGUCCGAGGGUGCACUACGAUGGUGCACUACGAUGCAGAAAUCGUCACUGAAUGAUCACCAGAGCAGACGUGGCCACACUGAAGCUUUGGGAGCGGUUAACCAGCGCGUGUCAACAGUACGUAGAUAAAUCGCAGGUUGCCUGUAACGAGGCGUUGAAAACACAAGUUAAAAGUUGCGUUGCACAUGGCGAAUACAAACACCCCGAACCACCGGUAUCCUCAACUGGUACACCUCCUUCAGUCUGCCGGGUGUCCCAACAGCGCACAUAUAGACACGCACCACGAGACUGCCAGUCAGCCAGUUGUUUCAGUAGGCGCGGGUUAUGUGUAUCUAAGGUAAACUAGUGGAUAGCCGAUGGCAUCGAUCUAUCUAGACCCGUAACACCAGUCUGUGAAUGUUCUCAUUCAUCCAGGUCAUGGUUAUCCAAAGGAGUUGAAUCAAGUGCGACUGGACUUGGUAUAUAUCCGUGAAGACGUUUCGCCUCUCAUCCAAGAGGCUUCCUCAGUUCGUGCCUUUCUGACUAGACCAAGCUAGUCUGACCAGCCAGUCAGACUAGCUUGGUCUAGUCAGAAAGGCACGAACUGAGCAACCCUCUUGGAUGUCAGUCAGCCAAUUCUUGUUAAAUCUGAGGUUCAAAUAAAUUAGGUUUUACUGUAAAAAAAAAAAAAUCAUUCAUAUGUUGACACGAAAAGAGUGUCGUUGUCUCGUUUGUUUGUUCAUUUUCUGUCUUAUAAAUGCAUAAUCUUAAAUUUGUUCUUCUGUCUAUAUUGUAGCGAAUUCGGGGGGCAACCAUAGGAACUGCCGCGGCAGGGACGCGUACGCGUAUUGCCCGCACCGCGAGAGACAGCGCUAACCGCUUUUGUCGACUGGUUAACGUUGUCGCUUGUAGUGUGGGAGACACGGGUUCGCGUCCCGGCUGUGGCGGUCUCCGGACUGCCCUCCCCGAAUUCGCUACAAUAUUGGCAUUAUUUUGCAUAUUAAAUGUAAUGUGGUCGAUUGUUUUUGAAAAUUAAACGCUAUUAAAUAGGCAAAAGCUCAUUAAAAAACGAAAAUUAAUAUGACGUGUUGAGAUAUGACACCAGUGUAUUUGUAUGACUAUGUGUUACUGUGUACUAUUAUUUUGUUUCCGACUUUGUUUGUCCACAAGUGGGCGGUGUUGCGCUUGCAUGCGCGGAUUGAUUACGUCACUGAGACGCUGAUCAUUUUUCCUCUUCUCCCAAAACAACCGUAUAAACGAAGGCUGCAUUUUUCCCUC